UCCCAUAAUUCCAUAGUUUCAAGAUGGCAGCGCCCUUGGUGCGCGUGUUGGUCCUCAGUUGUCACGGUACAUUCUACCCGAGUCUGAGGUGUUUUAGGCACUUUCCGUUAGAAGGUGCAAGUCAUAUAAAAGAUCUACGUUUCUGUCAUCCGGUUCGAGCAUUUGUAUCCCAGUGGUGCCUUCGGUCUCCAAGAACUUAUACCGGCGCCGAAGUUUCAAGCUCGGCCGCAGGGAAAUCACGGCAUGCACAGCACUCCCCCGGCUCUGCGGUAUUCUCAGACACAGAGAGUCGUGCCAGUGACAGUGACGACUUUCAACACGCAACAUCUGAUCAGCAGACAAGUUCACCCUUUGAUGGUAACAGAGAAGGAGAGGUUUCAGAGAAGGACGUGCGAAUUUACAGUGACAAAUCAUGGGCAAGUGUGCCGCGUAGGAGACGUCAGGAAAAAGAAGUACAGAGUUUGCCGGAUGAUGCACCAGCCAACGCAAAAACAGUAGCAAUGAAAAUCAGGAGGGAGCAGAUUUUAGAGAGAAAGAUAAAAGAAAAAUCAAGAUCAGCUUCAUCAGAUGAGCAUAACCAAAAGAAUGAAGCAGAUCAGUCUGUUCCCACCAAGAGGAGAGAUCUGGAUAGCAAAGGAUUCCGCAAUCUGCGACACCAAGUGCAAGAUCUGAGCAGAUUUCAGGAAGAUACAGUUGCCUCCAUUCUGUUCCGAAGUGUCAUAUACAAUGAAGGGGAACUUAUUGCCAUAGACAAGCCAUACGGUUUGCCAUCGCAUGGUGGCCCAGGUGUGGUGCACAGCGUCGACUCGCUCCUCCCCCUCCUUGCAAAGAAGCUCCGCCUUGAAAAGAGUAACCCCCACUGGAAGCUCUACUUGGUCCACCGGCUGGACAAAGAGACCACGGGUGUCAUGCUGCUGGCCAAGACCGAGGACAUGGCCCAGCGGCUGCAUCACAUGUUCGUCCGGCACCAGGUGGGCAAGAAGUACUGGCUGGUGACCGUCGGGGUGCCGGACCCCCAGGAGGGAGUCAUCGACAUGCCCAUGGUGGAGAGGGAGGUUGCUGGAAAGCACAGGAUGGGCAUCAGGCCAGACAUUGGAGCCGUCUACAAGAACCUGGGCAGGCUGGGCCGAGGGGAGGGUACGAGGGCAGUGACGAACUUCCGAGUCAUAAAUGAAAAUGACCAUGCUGCACUCGUGGAGGUUCGGCCAGAAACAGGCGUCAAGCAUCAGAUCCGAGUCCACAUGGCCCUAGGCAUGGAUUGUCCAGUGCUAGGGGAUCACAAAUACUCCCACCACAGUAAACUGGCUCCGCAGCGGCUACCAAUGGCCAUUCUCCACCAGCUUGGCAUCCGGCAAGCUAAGGCACGCACCGUACCCAUGCACCUCCAUGCCAGAGAGAUCAAGCUCCCAGAAUUCCUCAAUGGCAAAAACCUUUACAUCGCCACCAGGGUGCCCAGGUUCUUCCAGCAAAACAUGAAGCGGCUGAAACUCAAAGUGCCAUAAACCUUCAAAAAAAAUGGUUGACCGUGGAGGUCACGCUUCACUUGCACGCCAGGAAUAGUGGUUGUAGAAUGUGAUGUUCAAAGUUCACUCCCAAUGAAAACCAUGAGUACUGUCUCUCCUGGUAAUUUAGAGCCCACAACUCCGGUAAUAUCUCCAUUGGAAUGCCUUACCCUUGACUCGCAGCAGGUUUAAUAUUUCUGUGGCUUGGAGAUAUAUAUAAGGUGGGUUUGAUCAGCUUUGACAAGUUACACAGGUUCAACCUCGUCCCCGCCGUCUUGCCUGUUUGACAUAGCACACACGACCAUCCUCAGGUAGGGGCUGCCCCAACGAAGCUAAUUAACAACACUAAUUGCUGUGCGCUAUCAACCAGUUAGUGUUAAUGUAAUUGGGACUGUGCUGUCAACCCAAGAGGACAGCCUGUCAAGGUCACAUUGCUUGAUAUUGUGCACACGUGUGAAAGGAGCAGAGGGCACCUGACCAGUUUUUAACAGAAUGUGCACAACCAUUAUUGCUGUAACAGUGGUGUUUAUGGCUUGGGGUGGUUCUGAAUGAAGUCUGUAAUACUUGUAACUGGACAGGCAGGAGGGGUUCGUGACUGGAUGCAUAUGCCUAUUAUGAAAUUGGCAUUUACUGCUUUUAAACCAAAGGUGAAUGAUAACUUGAAAAGGAUUGAUACUAGUUAAUUGGUUAAUUAAUCAUAGCCAGACAGAGAAAGAUAAUCAAAGCAGUGUGAAUAAACACCAAUAAAUUUGUAUGCUGUUAUUUUCAAAUUUA
Molecule: messenger RNA, 2276 nt
Organism: Acanthaster planci (crown-of-thorns starfish)
Lineage: Eukaryota; Metazoa; Echinodermata; Asteroidea; Valvatida; Acanthasteridae
Gene: rpusd4
Product: RNA pseudouridine synthase D4
Biological process (GO): pseudouridine synthesis
Molecular function (GO): RNA binding; pseudouridine synthase activity
Source: RefSeq, a predicted model, not a curated record